Messenger RNA from Perca fluviatilis (European perch), 660 nucleotides. RefSeq names its product LITAF domain-containing protein-like. Bases 206 to 520 code for a protein of 104 amino acids. Gene Ontology annotation, molecular function: zinc ion binding. Lineage: Eukaryota; Metazoa; Chordata; Actinopteri; Perciformes; Percidae. The transcript is spliced from 5 exons. The record is from RefSeq and is a predicted model, not a curated record.
CUAAAACAGUCCGUCCAUUACAUUGCACGAAAUACAGGAAAUAUCUGUCUCCAGUCAAAGCUCUGGUUUUGAAAAGAAUCUCUCAGUUUUACUUUCUAAUUGCCUCACUCGGUACCAGGCAGCUCCAGGAGAAAGGUUAAGAUUUCUGAAGGUGGAAAAAGGAUACCCAGCAAAGGAUUCGGCUCCACCAUACCCUGGGCCAACUAUGAACCACGGGGGUGCCGUGGAGCAGCCAGGUGCUCCGCCCCUGGCUGCACCUGUCGCAACAGUGACUCAAACGAUAGUAACGCCAGCACUAAAUGAUGUCCCGGGACAAACUGUGUGUACCCACUGCCAGGAGACGGUCAUCACCAAGACAGAGCACAAAGCAGGCCUGAUGACCUGGGCCAUCUGUGGUGGCCUCACCCUCUUUGGGUUUUUUCUUUGCUGUUUUAUCCCGUUCUGUGUUGAUUCCUGCAAAGAUGUGGAGCAUCGCUGUCCUAACUGCAACAAUGUCAUCUACAUAUACAAGCGAAUGUGAAAGUGACUGUGAAUGAAGGAAAAGACCUCAAUGCUUAUCUGUAGCCUUAACUUGCUCUACAACAUCUUUGGUAACACUUUACAAUAAGGUACACAAAAAAAUAGGUAGUUAAUGAUUAGUUUUUGAAAGGGUAGUUACUG